Molecule: messenger RNA, 677 nt
Organism: Phalacrocorax carbo (great cormorant)
Lineage: Eukaryota; Metazoa; Chordata; Aves; Suliformes; Phalacrocoracidae
Source: RefSeq, a predicted model, not a curated record
AUGUCUUGCUACGACCUGUGCUCCACUGCCGUUGGUGGUAUCAACCGCCCCCAGCCCCUCGCUGACAGUGGGAAUGAACCGUGCGUCCGCCAGUGCCCCGACUCCACGACUGUGAUCCAGCCACCUCCAGUCGUCGUCACCUUCCCUGGCCCCAUCCUCAGCUCCUUCCCUCAGGAUUCCAUUGUGGGAUCCUCUGGAGCACCCGUCCUUGGGGGCUAUGGGGGCUCCCUGGGCUAUGGGGGUCUGUAUGGCUAUGGGGGCUAUGGCUCCUCCCUGGGCUAUGGGGGUCUGUAUGGAUAUGGGGGCUCUUCCCUGGGCUGUGGAGGUCUGUGGGGCUAUGGGGGCUCCCUGGGUUACAGGGGCCUCUAUGGCUAUGGUAGACCCUAUGGUUCUGCCUAUUGCAGCCCUUACUCCUACCGGUACAACAGGUACGGCCGUGGCAGCUGCGGGCCCUGCUAAACCCUACAGAAAUAUCCCUUGACUAAAGAAUGACUGGCAAACGCACGACGCAAUCUUGAUUCUCAACUGAGCUCUUUGGAAAGGGGCAGAGUAUAAAAGACUUCCACUUAAUACAGUGGAGUCAGAAUAGCUCCAUAAAUUACACUUUGUUUCCUUCUUCGUUUCAUCUCCUCUUCCUUGCCCCUGCCAGUGGACAAAUGUGUAACUCCACCAUCCUC